Cydia strobilella is the source of this 3090-nucleotide messenger RNA. Its product is annotated as facilitated trehalose transporter Tret1-like. The record is from RefSeq and is a predicted model, not a curated record. Gene Ontology annotation, biological process: transmembrane transport. Bases 84 to 1526 code for a protein of 480 amino acids. Gene Ontology annotation, molecular function: transmembrane transporter activity. Gene Ontology annotation, cellular component: membrane. The transcript has 10 exons. Lineage: Eukaryota; Metazoa; Arthropoda; Insecta; Lepidoptera; Tortricidae.
AUCUUCUAAUAGUCUGUGUUAUUCAGCCAAACCGCGCGCGCCUCCGCGGUUUGUUAUUAAAUAAAAAACAUUAAAAAAUAACAAUGUUUAUAGUGCGGAGGUUUUUUGCUUGGAAAAAUGGAUCGAGGUUCAAUCAGUACUUGAUGGCUGUUAUAUUAUCGAUCCCUCUCCUUUGCUUCGGCAUGAUUCAGGGCUGGCUGUCUCCUAUGAGAAGGAUUCUGGAGUCCUCAGAAAACCCAAUAGACCACCCGUAUACCAAGGAUGAGUACUCCUGGGCGGCGUCCGUUACGUAUAUCACAGCAAUCAUAGUCGGACUUCCCCUGGGUUACUUCAUGGACAGAUUUGGUCGAAAAAUUAUGAGUCUAGUCACUAUAUCGACAAUAAUGGCAUAUUGGCUGAUAAAAAUCAUAAGUCUUGAGCCUUCGUCGUUCAUCAUAGCGCGCGCCGUGGCUGGAUUCCCCUGCUCGGCCGUCUACAUCAUCAUGCCAUGCUACAUCAAGGAGAUCAGCGACAUUGACCUUCGGAGUGCCUUUGGAUCACUCUACAUAUUGAUCAGAAACGUCGGUUACCUGACAAGCUACGUGCUCGCAGAUCUGCUGAGCGUGUACGCCAUGCUGUGGGUGGGCUUCGGUGUGGCUGCUGUUAUAUUUCUACUGUUUCUUCUGCUUCCAGAGACGCCUGAAUAUCUUAUCAAGACGGGGAAGGUUGACGAGGCUAAGGAAGUGUUGGCGUGGCUCCGCGGCAUCAACGUGACCGACGACCGGCUGGUCCGGGAUAUUGACACAAUCAUCUACCGUGAUAAGCAGACCACUAUGGAAGCGAAGUCCACGUGGGCCACUAUUUUUCACGACGCAACCACCAGAAAAGCCUUUAUAAUAUCCUGGGUCAUCAAAGUGGCCCAGCAGUUCGACGGCUACCUGAUCGUGCUCAUCUACGCCAGCUCCAUCUUCGAUGUGGCGGCAGACUCCGUCAACAUCAAGCUGUCUGCCAAUCAGCAGGUCAUGGUGGUGGGGGCAGUUCAGCUGGUUGGCUCCAUGUCUGCCACGGCGCUCGUCGAGAAAACAGGAACGAAGAAACUGCUACUCGGUACAUCAUUCACAAUGGGUGUGGGCAUGGGCAUACUAUCAAUUUGGUUCUACCUGACGGCGUCAGGCUGGAGUCUGCCUGGCUGGAUCCCGGUGCUGGCGCUGUGCCUUGCCAUCAUCUCUGAUGCGGCUGGCUUUCAGCCUGUCUCUUACAUUGUUAUUACGGACAUGUUUACAUUCCAUCUUCGCGGUCAAGUCUCAGCCUUCAUCAACGUGUGCGGCAAAGGCGCCAACUUCAUCCAAGUCAAGGGCUUCCACGCUCUCAACCAAGCCAUAGGCAUCCAGUCCACCUUCCUGAUCUUUGCGCUCAUCUGCUUCGGAUCCUGUUUAUUCUCCAUCAUCUUCUUUCCAGAGACUAGAGGACGGUCCCUUGAUGAGAUAUAUAAGGAGCUUGCUGGGAAAAAUAAGAAGGAGGAUAAUCAAAAUCAACCUCAGGUCUGAAUUUAGCUAGUCUAAAAAAUAAGUAGAUAUUGCUGAGAGUAGUACUAAUAAUAAGUGACGAGCGAAGCUACUUAGAUGUGUGGUAGGUACCUAAUAAGUUUCCUAAACUAGUAAACCAAAGAUGAGUAAGAACAUUGAAAUUGAAUUGAGCAAUCAUAAAUUUCACAUAGUUUUAUGCGAAUAUUCAGUCGCACCAAUCGCUUCAUUACCAUUCCCACCUUAUUGACGAACUGCGUAUAUGUAAAUGGUGAAGUCAUUUUCGGUUAUCUUGUAGCACUACCGUGCUUCUGCUAUUCUUGUCACAAUGAUCCUGUUUGCUUUUAUAAAAGUGGUGAUGGUAGUGAAGAAUCAAAACGCAGUACAAAAUCGCAUAGAAUCACCCAUUAACUCAAAGUGAUAUAUAUCGGUUGAUUCACGAAGACGCGUGCUUUGUCAAGUAUUGUCAUAUGCUAUUAAAGUUUAGUUUUGAUAAAUCUGCGCGUAUCGUGAAAUAGUUAGGUACUAUAGUUACAUUACAAGAAAAAAUACACACACACUUAAGCGCCUUUCGAAAUUCUAUUAGCAAUACGUUCGUAAGGGUAUUGGCAAAUUAGAACAAAACUCCAAGCGGUAAAUUGUCUGUACAUAAUAUAUAUGUAUGUAUUUAUGUAUGUUUGUGUCACAUAUUGCACCGUAGUAUCGAAACAACUGAGCCGAUUGUGACGAAUGAGGUGUCAAGCGAUUCUUUUUUUUCUUAUUAUAUUUAUUUUAUUUACAAGACUUAAAUGAGUUGCUCCACGGUGUUGUCACAAAUGAAAAAAUUCGUUAUUCGAAUCCAAAAAAUUUUUUUUAACUCAGGCUAAUAUUGAUGCACGAGCAAGCGAAAACGAGCGUGCUAAGAGUGGAAUCAUGAGCGUUGCGAGGGUUAAACAAACCUUGCUACCCAGUGAAACAACAAUUUUCACCACACCAACGCGUAUAAUAUUAAAUAUCACUAAAAAAAACCGGACAAGUGCGAGUCGGACUCGCCCACCGAGGGUUCCGUACUUUUUAGUAUUUGUUGUUAUAGCGGCAACAGAAAUAAGUACUUAGGUACAUUAUCUUAUGUGUGAAAUUUUCAAUUGUCUAGCUAUCACGGUUCAUAAAAUACAGCCUGGUGACAGACAGACGGACAGACAGACAGACGGACAGCGGAGUCUUAGUAAUAGGGUCCCGUUUUUACCCUUCGGGUACGGAACCCUAAAAACAAUCUAUUGUAUCUAAUGACUUAGCCACUCCUGUGGAUAAAAUGCAACUUUCUCAUUAGUUUUUCAAGAAUAAAGAGAGCAUUUACGAGUUGGUGUGGUGAAAACGAUAUUUGACAAUCAAACAAAAAAAAAAAACUUAGGGCUUGAUCUAAAUUGAUACCGUUAUAAAUGAUGCUUCGCAAUCUUCGCGUACCUAUAUAAAUAUCGAUUUACCUAAGCACUAAAUUAUUUUUAUAAAAUUAAUUAGAAUUUUAUUUAUUUGUAGUGAUUAUUAUACCGGGUGGGGCCUGUAACACGAGCAAAUAAUUAAAACAUAGAUUGUACUCUUCAAACGAUGA